CCCGCUUUGGCCUGAUCUCCAUGGAAACGAGAAGGGGAAGUUCCGCCUUGCCGGCUUCGACUCCAGGGUUGGCCGUGUGAGGGACGUUCUGGCUCCGCUCUAUGGUUGUGGAAGACUCAGGUUUGCCGCUCAAGAGAACUCCUCGGGAAGGUAAUCGUUGUGAUUGCGCGUGGGCUUUAUAGAUUACCACUCCACCUUAUUCUUAAAGAUGUAUAUGAUCGUUGAAAACCAUUCAAAGUCCGUUCUUCAUUUGAAGAGGUCGCCCAGUAACAGAUCUUGGUCUCUUCUUGUAGGGAUCUCCUCUGUAGGCCUGGCUGCUGCUUAUUACAGUGAAGAUAGCUUGGGGUGGAAACUCUUCUAUCUUGCUGGCUGUUGCUUUGUAGCUGUGCAAAAUCUGGAAGAGUGGGAGGAAGCUAUAUUUGACAAGGGUGCAGGAAAGAUUUUCCUGAAGACCUUCAACCUUUACAAAAAGCUGUUAACCCUGUCAAAGGCUGGUCAUGAACAAGUGGUGGUUCCACUGGAUGAAAUUCGGGCUGUGAAUGUGGAAGAAGAGAAAGUACGUUACUUUGGCAAGGGCUACCUAGUUGUGUUGCGAUUUGGAACUGGAUUUUCGCAUCCUUUGACGCAGAACGCAGUGAUGGGUUGCAGAAGUGAUGUAGAUGCCUUGGCCAAGCUUAUUACUAACUUUCUUGAACUGAACAAGGUGCCAGCUUACCAAAAUUUUGAAGACAGCAGUGAAAGCGAUGCUACUGAUGAAGAGGAGCCCAAGGAGAAAUAGCAACAAACCAUAAUGCAUAGGAAGAAGGAACUCUUUGAAUGGUACAGAACUGAACAUCUUAAGUUCUAGAUGUUCCCCUUGAGUCUUAACUUACAUAUUUAUCAAUUUAUUUCCAUCUGAAAUUACAGCAGUUGGGAAAGAAAGACUAGGAAAAAAAAACCUUGUUUAUGUCUUCCAUCCUUAAUAGGAGUUUGUUGAGAGGAACCAAAGCAAGCAAUGUUGUUCUUGGCCCAGUUCAAAUGACAAUUUCAACUCAGGAUAAAAAUUCCAAGGGCUGUAUGCAAUUUUAUACCCCUUCACUCGCUGAUGAUUAUUCCCUUUCUUCUUUCUGAUUUCACUUGCUCUUCCUACACACCCAUUGAUCACUAUCUACAGAUCUUCAUGUGAAGGUGCACUAAGAGCCAAGGAGCCAUUCCCAUGAGUGAAAAGCCUUCCAGAAGAUGUCCUGGCACUUGUUGAAAAUAGGGGUUUAUAAUCCUCUCACUUCUGCUUUAAAUGGCAAGAAAAAUAGAGAGUGAAGACAAGGAAAGGAAUCACUUAAUUAGGAUGACUUAUAGUCAAAUGGGACAAAGCAGUACAAAUGUAACAAAAAUUACAUUGGAAAUUGGGUUGUGUGUGGGCAGAGGAGUCUGUGUGUGAUGGACAUGUACUUACAUCACAUCCCAUUGAAAGCAAUCAUGUGGGUCAGAAAGGUUAACACAUCUCCAAGCUAAACUAUGGUAAACUUUGAGUUCACAGGCACAUAUUCAUACAUGCACCGUCAUAAACAUAAGGAGCAAUAGGAAAGUCUCCCAUUUCACGAUAGUUUUGAAGUACAUUCAUGCUCGGAAAUAUUUUAAAAAACCAGUGGUAGUCAGAACAAACUAAGACUUGAAAUCAUAGUUAAAUUCUAAUCAAACUUACUUCAUUUAGGACAUGCUUCUGUGUUCAGGUCUGUAUACCCAUUGAAAUUUUUUUCUUGAGCCUAAAGCAAUCCAAAAACAUGGGAAAAUUGCCCCACAUACCCUGGAAAUGAGCAGCUUAAUUUUAAAAGUACAUUUAAAAAUUGCCCUCUACGUUCACAGAAAUGGGCACAAGGCCUCAAAGAUGGAUUUAGGGGGCUGCACUUUACCCCUUCCUGGUUUAGGAGUUUGUCUUAACUGCAGAAUUGUGUUGCCUUACUUACUGAUGUGUUUUUACAGGUCUUACCAUCAGACUAAUAUUAUCUGUAUUUUGGGAUUAUCUGUUACCACUGCAUAAUUAUAGUUAUUUAGUGUUAACUUUUUGGUCUUUUGUUCCAAGGGAAAUUCCAGUGUUAUCUAGGUGUUCAAAUUAUGUAUUUUUAAAAAGCACAUAGUGUGGGAAUUCUUUUCUUUAGCCCCUACAGUCAAAAAUCUCAUCUUAAUCUAGAUAUUAACUUAAAUCCAGUAUUAAUCUAGAAAUGGUCUUAAAAAUCUAUCCUGUUUUCAGAAUUAAAAGAGAAAGAGAUAGACUCUUUCUCACAUACACAUUCAUCACUUAGUCACUUAGAUUAUCUGUUCAUCAGCUUUCGCUCAGAUCACAUCGUCUCUAUUCGCCUCCAUUCAUAUCUAUUUCGAGCAUGAGUUGACCAAUGUACCAUUGUACAACCAUGUUUGUCUCUCACAUUAUAUGCCAUAUGAAAUGAAUCAGCUCUUGUAUUUUGAGGUGUGUGAAUGUGUGUGGUCUGAUUCGCACACAUUCAUACACCUCACAGUACAAGAGCUUUUAAGUGACCUAAUUUUCACACUUUUACUGUCCUGUCCAUGGAAGAUAUUUGAUUAAGUCUAGGUAACUAUAAAUUAUUGUCAGGAGGAAAAAUACCUCAGAAUCUUCCUAUUGUUUGGUGGUUUUGUGGUCUUGAAAAUACAUUGUGUUUUAUAAAAGGGCAUUUUUAUCUUUUUAAGCACCAUCUGUUGUUCAGUAUUAAAUUCUUUUACUAGAAUUUCCCCUUUUUUGUUUUCAUUUGAAUUGAAUAUAUAUCUGGCUUGAAAACAUCAACAACAAACAUGGGAAGAAGUUAAAAGAGACCACCCUGUAGUUAGUUGCCUUUUUAAUACAGAACAUAGUGAAUACAUGUAAUCCAUCUGAACUCCAAAGGAUCAUUUAUUGCUUGGAGAUCUGUCAUGCAAAGCUUUAAAAAUUCUUUAGCAAAUAAUUAUAGAAUUACAGUUAAAACACAUGAUAUUCCAGAGAGAAUGGGGUUGUUUUAAUAUUUCACACCUUACUUAUUCCUGACAUCAAUUGUCAGGAAUAAGUAAUACUGUUCAGCGGAGCUUUACUUCUGAGAAGUACAGUGAAUAUAACUUAUAAUAUAAUAUAAACCAUCACUGGACCCCACUCAAUUGGUGAAUUAUCGGCCUGAUUCCAACCUCCCCUUUCUGGGCAAGGUUGUGGAACGUGUGGUGGCCUCACAACUCCAGACAUUCUUGGUAGACGCUGAUUUUCUGGAUCCGGCGUAGUCUGGCUUUAGGCCAGGACAUGGUAUUGAAACAGUCUUGGUUGCCUUAGUGGAUGAUCUAUGCCAGGAACUGGACAGGGGGAGUGUGUUUCUGCUGGUUCUGCUGGACGUCUCAAUGGCCUUCGAUACCGUUGACCAUGGUAUCCUUCUGGAAGGCCUUGCAGGAAUGGGUGUUGGAGGUACUGUUUUGCAGUGGCUCCGGUCUUUCCUCAAGGUCGUUCUCAGAAGGUGUUGUUGGGGGACACCUGCUCGGCCCCACAGCCUUUGCUCUGUGGGGACCCGCAGGGUUCUCUAUUGUCCCCCAUGUUGUUUAACAUCUACAUGAAGCCACUGGGAGAAAUAAUCCGAAAUUUCGGGGUACGAUGUCACCUGUAUGCAGAUGAUGUUCAACUCUGUCACUCCUUCCCACCUGCUAAGGAGGCUGUUCAGGUCCUGUUCAGCUUGGCUGCUGUGACGGUCUGGAUGAGGACAAAUAAAUUGAAAUUGAAUCCAGACAAGACACAGGUACUCCUGGUCAGUCACAAGGCCGAAAAGGGCAUAGGGGUAAAUCCUGUGUUGGAUGAAGCAGGUUUCAGCUUGGGGAUUCUCCUGGAUUCAUCGCUGAGCCUGGAACUCCAGGUCUCGGCGGUAGCCAGGGGAGUUUUUUUGCACAAUUAAAACUUGUGUGCCAGCUGCGCCUGUAUCUUGGGAAGUCUGACUUGGUCAUGGUAGUCAUUGCUCUGGUUACAUCCCGAAUAGAUUACUGCAACGCAUUCUAUGUGGGGUUACCUUUGAAGACUGUGCAGAAGCUGCAACUGGUCCAAUGGGCCGCAGCCAGAUUACUCACCAGAGCUGCAUACAGGGAACACACAACCCCCAUGUUGCACCAGCUCCAAUGUCUGCCAGUCUGCUACUGAGCACAUUUCAAAGUGCUGGCUUUAGCCUACAAAGCCCUAAAUGGUUCUGGCCCAAUUUACCUGUCCAAACGUAUCUCCUCCUAUCAACCAUCUUGGAGUUUAAGAUCAUCUGGGGAGGCCCUGCUCUCAGUCCCGCCUGCAUCGCCAGCACAGCUGGCAGGAACGAGAGGGCCUUCUCGGUGGCGGCCCUGCGACUGUGGAACUCCCUCCCUGUGGAGAUCAGAUCAGCCCACUCCCUCUUGAUUUUCUGCAAGAAAGUAAUGACAUGGUUCUUCGACCAAGCUUUUGAAAACCUGGUGUAGCAAUAGACAAAAAAGACUCAGAAUUUGACCAAUGGAAAGGCCCGAGCCUUGCUUUUGGAUCACGUAAUAUUAAUGGUUUUAACUAUUUGUAAUUUAAUAAUUAUUUUAAAAUGACUUUUCUGUAAUUUCUUUGUAAUUAUUUUAAACGGCACUGAAUUAUUGGCCAUGUUAAGCUGACCUGAGUCCCCUCUGAGCUGAGAAGGGCAGGGUAAAAGUAUAAUAAAUAAAUAAACAGACA
Messenger RNA from Anolis carolinensis (green anole), 4672 nucleotides. Its product is annotated as cytochrome b-245 chaperone 1. NCBI's taxonomy places the organism in Eukaryota, Metazoa, Chordata, Lepidosauria, Squamata, Anolidae. The transcript is spliced from 7 exons. Bases 209 to 778 code for a protein of 189 amino acids. The record is from RefSeq and is a predicted model, not a curated record.